UGGAGGCGCUGCAGCGUGGGAUCGCUUAGCGAAGCAAUCGGCGGCUGACAGAGUGAAUCCAUACCAAAUUAGAAAUUGGGAGUUUCCCGAAUUUCGCAAAGAACCCGUUACGCCCGAAACUUUCGGCGUAACUAAUGCAGUUCCACAAAACUAUCCUCUCGAAAAUGUGCAGAACAUUAUGAAGAAACAAUUUCCAUCUAAAGCAGAAGCUGAAGGCAAGCGGGAAGUCAAGAAAAAAUGCGAACCGCAUCAUUCAUAUAAGGAUUGUGUCCACCUUAGGCACACUCAGAAUCAAAUUCGAGAUCAUGCUAUCGCUCGGGAGAAGAUCAUUGCGAUUCAGGAGAAGCUUCAACCGCGAACGUGUUAUGUUGAAAUUGAAGAGAAGAAAAGUCCUGACAAGUAUGAUCUCAUCAAAUUCGCAAGUCCUACAAAUAUUGGAAAUGUUAAACUAGCCAGCCCAUCCCCAAGUUUAGAUUACGUCAAUGUCCCUUCAAGAAGAUUGCUGGAUUUGAAAAAUUCGAGAUCAGGUGUGUUUAUCAAUGAGACUCCUUUUCAAGCGGUCCCACCCCUUUUUGAAGGCUAUAAUCCCAGACUAAUGCAGGAGUCAUUAGAAAAGGAAUAUCAAAUAUUUGAUAUUGCCCAAAACGCCGGUCAAAAUUUGUUAAAUAUCCCGGGAAGAAAGGUGGAUGCGCCUAAACGAGCAUGUUGUUGCCAUUUUGCUGUUCAAAAGCGACCCAUGUUGAGACAACUCAAAGAUGUGUUUACGAAGGACCGAUUUCUGCACAUGAACGUAAACAUCGAAGAAGAACUGGACGUUGGCUAUUUAAAUGAGGCAACUAAUCUGUUUUUGAUGACGAAUACAAACAAUAUUUUAAGAGACGAUACUCCGAAAUCAGUACCACUUCGGGAAAAGAAAGGAAGCUAUUCCUACCAAUUUCGACACGAACAUAUUAAACUCAAUUUCUUCAGCGAAUUUCGAUGCGAGCGAAAACCGGUUGAGGAGCUGGGACGUCGUCCAGUAGAAAUAGCUUUAUUAUUUUCUGCGUACGCGCAUACUUUCGUUCGUCCUGUUUACGAAUGGAACAUGUCGACCCUACUUCAAAUUGAACAACAAGGUCGCAAAUUGUUUGAUCGAAGCGUUAAGGUGGACUACAAAUGUGAGAACUCAGAUUUUGAUAUUGACCGCUACUUAGUCUUGGGCAAAACCCCUAUGACGAUUCAUUGCGACAAACCCAUGUUCGUCGGAACUGUGGACGGACCAGGUAUGGAUCUUUCUGAAGUCCUUAAGAAUUAUUUCUCCGACAGAACAGCCUGCAUAUUUGUCUGUGAAAAUGAAUUCUAUCUUAUAUGGAAACAAUGCAAGUACUAUUAUAUUUUCGACCCUCAUGGACGUGACCGAGAAAGCUUGCAACCAAACGAAAAGCAAGGCUAUGCGACUCUUAUUAGAUGUAGAACGCUGCAAGACGUGCUUAAUUUAUUGAAAAGAGGCUCCAACUUGAAACCAAACCUAACAUUCAGACUAUAUGAUAUACAGUUAGAGGACUACAGUAUGCCGCAUGACGUUAAAACAGCAAAGGCUCAGAGGCCGAAAAGGAAUUAUUCAGUUGUAAAUAAAUAUUACGCGAUAAUUAGGGCAAGUGAUGGAUUACCAGUAAACCCCAAAGCUAAGCUGAAUCCUUCAAUGCUGAUUUCUUGCCUAGCUAGAAUUUACUCUGAUGUUGAUCCUGCUCGAUUUUGGACACAAAAUUUAAUAGACCAACUCAGGAAUUAUUCGGCUACGAUUUUCGCGAAGCAAGUUAAAUCUGAAAAAUUAAAGACAUAUAGCAUCGCCAAUUUGAGUAGCACCCAUCGAAUAGGGUCUUAUCGAACUGAGAUAAACAUCACUCCAUACUUCGCCGCCGGCCAAGUGGGGCAGUGUCCUACCUUCCGUGAAUCCCAACUGGUUUCUGCAUUGUGUCUACUUUUUGAAAACGCCAACGCAGGGCUCCUGCAAAUUGAAAACUACACAAUGGCAGUUUGGAAGGACUCGAAAUUCUUAUAUGCUUUCGAUCCAUUUCGACGUAGCCCGGCUGGUAUGUUCAUUGAGCGCGAACAAAAAGGAGCAGCUUGCCUUCAAAUUUUUCUGAGUUUAAGGACAUUAUGCUCUGUUUUGUAUAAUAAUGCACGAGCCAUGGCGCCGCAGGGAAAUUUCUUCAUUCACGCGAUUGAAAUGGUGAAAACGAGGGUCGCACAUCAUAGCAAGUUAAAGUCGGAAAAGGCAACGUUUCCGCUGCUUCUUUUGGACUGUCCUGUUAAAUGUGAGGAGCCUAUCAAAGAUGCUAGCUCUACUUUUGAUGCGAAAGAUGUUGUUUCGAACAGUGAUUUCUACACUAGAUGUCUAUCUGUUCUGAGUGUCAGCCCAUGUGAGCGUACAUGCUCUGAAUCCGAGUUUAUAGAAAAGGAACGCAAGGAGAAGCUAAAGUUGCAGAAAAUGAGCAACAUAAAGACCCGAAUCGCUGUGAGCGCAGUUUCCUUGACUGAAUCACAAAAAAUUGAUUGGUUCGACUCGUACGAUGUGGUUCUUCCAAUAAUAGAAGAUUUACUACAAAUGUGCUACUCGGAGCCACCACCACCACCUGUGAAAGAAAAUUUAACUGGCAAAGCACGCAAAGUUCUUCUCAAAUCCGACACGGACUACCUUAAUACUCUGAUCAGAAAUGUGGAGAGAGGAGCCGACUACGACAACUUCUUUGUCGAAUUCCCAACCAGUCCGAAUAUUGACGAUUACAUAACAUCUUUGGAAGAGGAACUGAAGGCAGAAACCCCAUUCAAGUUAAUGCCAGAUGGCAACUGGGUUGUAACCACUUCGAACUACUUUACCCUCACACCUGAAAAUAUGGAUUUAGGUGGAUUGGCUGCGUUUGUGGCUGCUGUUCUUGCAAGCAGGUAUAACGUCAAGUUUUGGAAUUCACAACUUCUUGAUUAUACCAUCCAGACUGCCAUGAGUCUUCAAAGUUCUACCCAGAUUCCCAAGAGCUUCGUCAACUUUCUAAUGAAUUCCAAGUUACCAAAUAUUGACAUUGGCAAUAAUGUUUACAACGUAUCGGCCGAACGACUGGCUAUGGGACCGGCUUACAACCUACAGAAUAUGCUGGAAAAAGCCUUUGAGAACCACAAUGAUAUCAUUGUAUUGUUCAAUACUUUUAGUUGUGCCAUUUUCAAGCGGAAUGUCUUUUAUUUUUUGUAUAUAGGACUUCCGUGCGAUCUUAUGGGGUUUAGGCGAAAAAAUACUGGCGCCCCUACUUUAGUCAGAUCCUUGGAUCUAGACGGCAUGGUCCGUAGAAUUCAGGCGAAUAGAAAUAAUACCAACGAGGAGCAAAAAGGAAUAGUUUUUGGCAUUCGGACUAGAGAACUCACUAGACCGUACUCCCGGUUCAUGCAAACUUCUCCUUCUGAGGAAGAUUUAAUAUAUCAGGACGAAAAAACUAAAUUAGAUAAGAAGCGGGAACGUACGCAAACGAAGAUUCUUUUCUUAAAAGAUGAGUUGGUGAAGGAGAAACAUAGAAUCGAUACAUUCCGAAGAGAGAAAUACGGCGAAGAGGAUGACUUCUCAGACAUCCUGGGAGAAGAGGAAUACUACGAGUUUGAAGAUGAUAAUUUACCAAAAUCCAAACAAGUGCCGGGUGCAGAACUGCCUCCUACUGAUCCUUUGUACUUGGUUAGUGCCGAGCAUGAGCGCCGUCAACCAGAGUUAGGGUUCCGUUACUAUCAGCCUGACUACAACUUCAAAAUCCAAGGAACAACGGCCUUGGAAAGCCGUAGUGCUGCGACAGGAACCCAUCUCAUACGCCCUUGCCACUUUGCGGCACUUUACGCUAUACUGUAUGUUAUCCAUCGACCUCUCAAGAAAUGGGAUUUCCGUCGAGUGGAUAUGGUUAUCGAAAAUGCUCUCGAAUUGAAUAAUUUGAUUCAAGACAAAAAUAUUUGUUAUUCGCGAAAGAUCAACAACGUUGUAGUCGACAACUACGCUUAUGGCGUCGAAAUUAAAAAAUAUGAAAUAUUUCUUCCACAAAGAAGGACCCCAAUUGAUGCAGCUGUUCGACAGAUUAUCGAAAAACGAAAGUACUUCAUGAUUCAAUUUGAAAACGCAACGUACGCUAUAUAUAAAGAUCAGUAUUUUCAUCUAUUCGACCCUUACAGCACUUUAGAGGUUAUAAAUAAUUCAAGAAGCCCUAAUAGGCCACAACGGUUGAAAAAAAUUAAGCCAUCAAUGGAUCGCAAUACUGCUUCAUGGGUAAUCUUUCCCGAUAUUGACUACAUGCUCACAUACAUUGAGGAACGGGUUACGUCGCCAAACUGGAGAUCCGAGUUUAACUUGUACGUUGUGAAUAUUCUUUCCACAAGGAGAGCUCCGAAGAAGAAAAGGUUCAUUCAUGUGCUUGCCACUUCGCCAAUCGACCCCGAAGUAGACGAGCCAGAAUAUCAAAUUGUUGAGUUGCAGACUGAGAAAGUUGCUUGGAUAGAGAUGUUCGGUGGCGUGAUUCCUUGGAGUCCACUGACUCCUAUGAACAUGAAUAACGACAAGCGUGGAUUCCCCCAUACUAAGUGGAAGAGCUUUGAUAUUGAAUUACCUGGAACACUCUACACACUUUGGGGAGAUCUCCAUCCGAAGGCAAGUGUAUUUGGAAAUAGUCGGGAUAAGCAAUAUCAGGCUACUAACGUGAUAGCGUGUUGUAUGGCAUACGUGUACCAUGUCGAAGAAUGGACACCGAAUAUUCUGGAUGCGAUUGUAGUCAAUGGAGACAAGUAUUUCAGAGAAAGCACAACUGACAUUGUCUUCAAGGACUACGAAAUGAGCCUUGAAGAUUUGAAUGUAGAAUUUAGCAUGGGAGACCUUUGCAACUUUGCUAUACAUCUUGAGAGCGUCGUUUUUGGCUUGCUCUAUGAAUCCAAACCAAAAAUGUUCAAUUUAAGCAGGGCACUAUCGUACUUUUUUGUCAACAAUCGGUAUGGAGUUAUUCAGUGCAUGCGAAAGACUCUAGGCUUUGGCAAAACCAAGACAGGGUAUUUCCUAUUCGACUGUCAAUCGCAUGGAGCACCUUUGUUUCAGCCAAAUCAAGGCUGUGCGUACACAAUCUUGACAAAUACCCUUGAAACACUUCUCUAUUGCCUCACAGUUACGCUUCAGAUUCCGUACUAUAACAUUGAAUUCCUGAUUCACGCAGUUAGACCAGGAGUUAAGAAACCCGAAGGUGAUUCUAAGGCGGAUGUAGGGAAAUUUACACCCCAGCAGAUGCAGCAGACUGAUAAGAACCAAACUGCAGAAAAUGCUGGUCCAGCCACAGCGGUAGAUCCGGCAGCAGCACCACCCGCACCCCCACCUGCCGAUCCAGCUCCAGAGCGGGAACCAGAUCCAGAACCGGAACCAGUGGAACCUCCGUCAGCACCAGUUGAUGAGGGAGCAGCAGAGCCUGAGGCAUGAAGCGGAUAAAAUUUUAUAAUGUACU
Molecule: messenger RNA, 5486 nt
Organism: Hermetia illucens (black soldier fly)
Lineage: Eukaryota; Metazoa; Arthropoda; Insecta; Diptera; Stratiomyidae
Exons: 5
Coding region: 179-5461 (1760 amino acids)
Source: RefSeq, a predicted model, not a curated record